Molecule: messenger RNA, 2685 nt
Organism: Siniperca chuatsi (mandarin fish)
Lineage: Eukaryota; Metazoa; Chordata; Actinopteri; Centrarchiformes; Sinipercidae
Gene: pdlim2
Product: PDZ and LIM domain 2 (mystique)
Exons: 10
Coding region: 610-1713 (367 amino acids)
Biological process (GO): heart development; actin cytoskeleton organization; muscle structure development
Cellular component (GO): Z disc; stress fiber; filamentous actin
Molecular function (GO): actin binding; muscle alpha-actinin binding
Source: RefSeq, a predicted model, not a curated record
UCACUAGUUCAUUGAUGUGGUUCUAGUUGGGAGUGGUUAGAGCGCGUGCUGCUCUCCUCCGCGCCGACAGCAGGUGGCGCGCGAACACAAAAAGCAGCCACAGAGUGUUUUCGAAUAAAUGGCUCAAUUAUCACUGCGGCAACCUCCUCUCCUACCUCCUCUCUGAUGCGACACGCCCCGGGUUGCUGCGUGUGUCAGAGCAUUUAUUUUGGUAAUAGCACAUGGUACCGCGAGCUCAUCCCUCAAAGUAGUCCCAGUGAUACCACUGCGCGCGCAGCCACAGGUGGUGUUCAUGCGGCCCACCCUGCUUUAAACAGUCUAUGGUGCCACCCUAGCAUCUGAAACAACAGAAGAGAGACCGAGACAAGGGACUACCAGCGCUUUACCAUCGUUCCGGUGCUGCUACAUUGACUGAGGGAACUCAUAAAGCUGCUUUCUGCUUUGUUUUGUUCGCAUUUUGGAGGCAGUUGUUUCAAGCUGAGGGGAACUAAGGCCUGCGUUCAGUGUUUUGUCGAGGAGCGUGCAGAUUUAACAGGUGGAGAAGGCACCUUAAAUUACACUGCACUCACCUUGGGUUUUGACCAGAGUGUGUGCUGACCUGAUCACUAAAUGGCGCUGACAGUGAACCUCAUCGGCCCUUCACCAUGGGGCUUCAGAAUAUUUGGAGGAAGGGACUUCAAGAAGGCCAUAACUGUAUCAAAGGUCAACGGGGACAGCAAGGCAGAGCAGGCAGACCUGCAACCUGGUGACAUUAUCUUGGAGAUCAAUGGGGAAAACACAGCCGACAUGCUGAACGUGGAGGCCCAGAACAAGAUCAAGAACUCGAAGACCCAGCUGCAGCUGGUGGUGGAGAGACGUGAACCUCUAAGCCCCGGACAGACCAAUGGCAUCAGCACCCCUGAGCAGCUCACUGGACGCUUCCAGGAGGCGGUAAUAGUGAGUCGAGAUGAGAAUCAGAACUACAGAGAGUACACCAUCGCCAGCCCUGCAUCGCUGUCCCCUGGACCUUAUUCACCAGAUCCUCCUGCCAGCCCUGAUGGGAAGAGGGAGAGGCUGACACCAACCACCAACAAGAGUGUCCAGCUGCGCUCAUGGUCUCCAGAGGAGAAGAGUCACAGGCUGUCCAGACCACUGUCACAGGAGUUCUCCCCUACAGACUACAGAAAUAACUCUGUGUCCAGCAGAACCCCGACCCCACCGGGACGCUACUCACCCCAUAGCCCCAUUGAUCGUGACGUACCCAUGUCCCCUCGUCGCAGCAGUUCGAGCUCUGACUUUGCCAUGCAGAGGUUCGACAGGGACUCUGAGGUGUACAAGAUGAUCCAGGAGAAUAAGGAGUCCCGCACAGCACCUCGUCAGUCCAACACCUUUAAAAUGCUGCAAGAGGUCCUGGAGGCUGACGAGAAAGAGGCAGCCCUGCGGUUCCCAGGGAAGCUCUCGCCCAACAUCCCCAAACCAAGCACAUCAGUGGGAGGAGUCAGCAAAAACCACACCUGUGAGAAGUGUGGCACCAGCAUUGUCACGCUGGCUGUGCGCAUCACAGACGACCACUUCCGCCACCCAGAGUGCUACACUUGCACAGAUUGCGGUCUUAACCUCAGGAUGAGAGGUCACUUUUGGGUUGGAGAUGUGAUGUACUGUGAGAAGCAUGCUAAAGAGAGGCACCAAGGCCCAGGUAGUUCCCCCAGAGCCACCGUGUCCCCUCGCCAAUGAGUCUGCCCCGCUCUGGACGUAGAGUGCUGCUUGUCUGCCUGAAGCUCCACCUCAUCGGACUCAGUUAUAGACCUUGGGAUGGUGCGUGGAGGUGGACGCUGGUCAACGAUAUGGCACAGGAUGUUGUUUUCUGAUCACAUUUAACCAUAAUUUACAAUAUUAUGAUUCACUUUCUUGUCUUUCUUAUAAUUGUAUGAGAAUUGGGGCUUUGUUUUUCAUAUGGCCCAGCCUCCACAGUCUCUUUAGGUUAUUCUUAGCUCAAAUGGUGCACAGCUGCCGUGGACUCAAGCCACAUCACAUUGUACUAAGGCCAGAUUUACAUAACACCAACGCUUUAGACAAACUCAACAGGACUGGCUCUCUGACUCUGAGGAUCUGGAUAAUCAUUUGAAUCUCCUGCUGACACAAAGGGACCAAAAUCUCACCCACACUGCAUGCCAUUUUAAAGCUAUACUUUACACAGACAGUGCUGCGUGUGUGUGUGUGUGCAUGCUUUCACAUGCAGAAGUGUGGUGGCUUCUGCAUGCCUUCCCUGCAUCUGUGACUGUGUGUGUGUGUGUGUGUGCGUGCAUGAGAGAGAGAAAAGGGAAGGGAGGUCCACGUUGUUACAGAUGCAAAGGAGUUUGUGAAUUUUGCGCUAGAGUCAGGCCAAAAGCCCUUGAGUUUUUCUACAUUUCUUUUGUAAGCAGAAUUUAUGAGUAGAAAUAAUGGAGAAAAAAAAUGUGCUGACUUGUUUUGCUGUUUUGUUGCUUAUGAGGGACUAUAGAUUAAUUCAAUAUACAAAUAUUUUUGAUGUUUUUGUGAUUGAACUGUAUUCUAUAAUAUAGACCAUUUAAAAUGCAUAAUGUAUGCACAGGACUCUUAGUGUGACAAGAGUUGAUGAUACUACACUUGUCCAGUUGCAGCAGUACUCAGAGAUACACUAUAAUGUUCGCAUUUCAUGUGGCACUUAAUAAAAUCACACAACCUGAA